AUGAAUCUAGGGUUUUGCCGCAGCCGAAGGAACACUGGGGAUCAUUCACCUUUUAACUCCGUUAUUGUCCUCCAGGGCAUGCAUGGCGGCGUUGAAGGCGGUGGUGGAAAGAGGGGAAACUUUGAGCUUUACUAUGAUGAUGGCUCCGAUUCAGGACUCCAUCUACUACCCGUAAGCAUGUCGGACUUCUUGAUGGGUUCAGGCUUUGAUAGUCUUCUCAAACAGCUGGCUCAGAUUCAGAUCAAUACGGUAGGGUACUAUGAACAUCCCUUGGCGUCAAAGGUAGCAAUUGAGUCCACGCCAACCAUCAAGACUGUCAACAACCAUGCUGUCACUGAGUCUCAUUGUGUUGUCUGCAAGCAGCCCUUUGAACUUGCACAAGUGACAGCAAGAACCACCUGCCAUUAG
This is a messenger RNA of Nelumbo nucifera (sacred lotus), 408 nucleotides long. The record is from RefSeq and is a predicted model, not a curated record. NCBI's taxonomy places the organism in Eukaryota, Viridiplantae, Streptophyta, Magnoliopsida, Proteales, Nelumbonaceae.